UUACAGGGCAAUCACUUUGAUCAAUAUGAAGAAGGGCACCUGGAGAUAGAGCAAGCAUCUCUAGACAAGCCUAUAGAAUCGCCCAGUUUUUAAAGCCAGGAUAAUAUUGGACACCGCUUACUCCAGAAACAUGGCUGGAAGCUGGGCCAGGGAUUGGGAAAGUCACUGCAGGGGAGGACAGAUCCCAUCCCUAUCGUCGUCAAGUACGAUGUCAUGGGCAUGGGACGGAUGGAAAUGGAGCUCGACUACGCCGAAGAUGCCACUGAGCGGAGGCGUGUACUGGAGGUGGAGAAAGAAGACACCGAGGAGCUGAGGCAGAAAUACAAGGAUUAUGUUGAUAAAGAAAAGGCAAUUGCCAAGGCUUUGGAAGACCUCAGAGCAAACUUCUACUGUGAACUCUGUGACAAGCAGUAUCAAAAGCAUCAAGAGUUUGACAACCACAUAAACUCUUACGAUCACGCUCACAAGCAGAGGUUGAAAGAUCUCAAGCAAAGGGAAUUUGCUCGCAAUGUCUCUUCAAGAUCACGUAAAGAUGAAAGGAAGCAGGAGAAAGCCCUCCGGCGUCUACAUGAACUGGCUGAACAGAGGAGACAGCCUGAAUGCGCUCCUGGAAGCGGACCCAUGUUCAGAACCACCACGGUGGCUGUGGAUGAGGAAGCUGGAGAUGAUGAUGAUUCUGCAGCCAACAGCAGUUCUUUCAUCCAGACAACUUCUGGCCAAGCUACAGAGAUGACUAUGGACAGAGGUUUCCUAAACACUGGACAAGUCGGUGGCACUGUUACGCCAAGCCAAAUGCCCAUCCAGACAGCGCAAGCAAUCAGCUUUGGCAUUAAAAGUACUUUGGGAACUCCACUGCAGAAGAUAGGUGUGUCGUUUUCAUUUGCCAAGAAGACUCCGGUAAAGCUUGAGACCAUAGCUUCUGUUUUCAAGGACCAUGUGGAAGAAUCGAGUUCUGCAGAUGGAGCAAAAGGUGAUGAGAGAGGAUCCUCAGAUGCAGGGAGCCUGCAGAAAUCUGGCGAGGGCGAAAGCACAAAUAAUUCUGAUGGCAAGGCGGAGGAAGAUGACCAACAUGACAAAGAUAAUGGGUCUCUAGCCACUACGUUAUCUAAACUAAAAAAGAUGAGACGAGAAGAUGGACCAAUGGCCGUUGAACCAGAAUACUACCACUAUAUUCCCCCAGCCCAUUGUAAAGUAAAGCCUAAUUUUCAAUUCCUGCUUUUCAUGAAGUCUACUGAACAAAUGGAAGCUGAAAAUGUGAACAAAAAAACCACGCAUGAAGUUAAAAAGGGUAGUUCUCCAAAACCCAAACCCGGCAAGCACACAGAGAAGGCUGCUGAGAGCACGGGGCAGCAGAAGGAGCAGAGCACUACUGAAACUGUAGCUCAGCAGAGCAAAACAGAACUAAAAGAAGUCUCAGAAAAUGCGAGUAUUCAGGAGAGCAAGCAUUUUACAGAGAGCAAUCUCCCCGAGCCAGACACUACUAAAGAAGUCGCUCAGCCUGUCCCAGGCUGUAAAGAUGUCACUGAAGGACCAAAGCAUCCAACAGGACCCUUUUUUCCCGUUCUGAGUAAAGAUGAGAGCACAACUCUCCAGUGGCCUUCAGAGCUUCUCAUAUUUACCAGAGCAGAACCAUCUGUUUCAUACAGUUGUAACCCCCUGUAUUUUGAUUUCAAGCUCUCUCGCAACAAAGAUGCUAAAGGUAAAGGGGCAGAGAAAUCUAAGGAUCCAGGGGGUCUUUGUAAAGAAAACGUUCCGAGCACAGAAUCCGGUGAGCUAAGCGAACCCAAGGAGGCAGAAAGUGUAGCUAACAGUUCUGCUCUAAAAAUGGAAAACAAAUCUCUGUCCACCUGUGGCUCCCAGAACAAGCAGGAGUCCAGUUUGACAAGCAUUAGUAAGGGAGAGGGAGAGGACAGUAGUAAAAGCAUAACCAGUAAGAGUAAAUCUGGGAGAUCCCAUAAACACAAAAAGAAAAAGAAGCACAAAAAGUCCAGCAAACACAAACGUAAACACAAGGAGGAAGCUGAUGAGAAGGGCCGAAAAACUGACCCGGGGGAAGAGAAACCCAAGAAACGGAAAAGACACAGACACAGAAAAGGCAAAUCCUCUCUUUCUACUCAGUCGGAACGAGUGCUGAAAACUGAACUGUCUGAAGAUUGUAGCCAUUUCCAGAAGAAAAAGCGGUUCUCUCUGGAGUCCCAGAGGAAGUCUCUGUCUGCUGAAGAGGGAAGCAGCGGCAAAAAAGAGGAUGGUGGUAACUCCUGCCAAGAGCACGGCAGCAAAAAACACAAGGCUGACCUGCAGCAGUUAUCUGCUUUGAGGAGACGGUGUUUGGCUCCUUCCCUGGGCAGGACCAGCCGCAGGAGCCGGCAGAGCAGCGGGGACUACGACAGUGACGAGGGCUCUCACAGGAAGCACUGCCAGCAGAAAUCCCCGUCGCAGUACAGCGAUGACUAUGACUCUGGCAGCGACCACUCCAGGAGCCGCUCCCGGUCGGGGCGGAGGCACUCCUCUCACAGGUCCUAUUCGACCAGCUCUGACGCCUCCUCGGACCACAGCCGGUACAGCCGUCGGAGAAGUUACUCGGAUGAUAGCUACAGCGAUUACAGCGACCGGUCAAGGUGCCAUUCAAAGCAGUCCCACGACUCGGAGGAUGACUCUGACUACAACAGCUCGAAUCACAGAUCAAAGCGGCGCAAGUACUCCUCUUCUGAAGAUGACUACAGCUCGAGUAGGAGCAGGUCGAGGAGUCGAAGCAGGAGCCGAACCCACCCUCGAGGUAGGUCAAGAACAAGGAGCCGGGGCAGAACACGCAGUAGCAGCUGCAGCCGCAGUCGAAGCAAGAGGAGAAGCCGAAGUGUAACAGGUCGCAGCUGGAAACGGAGCCGCAGCUAUAGCAGGGAUCGCAGCCGCAGUACGAGAAGCCACUCGCAGAGGUCUCUCUCGCGAAAGGGCUCUCGAGGCCACGAGAGCCCCGAAGAGAGGAGGUCCGGGAGAAGAGACUUCAUCAGGUCCAAAAUCUAUCGCUCGCAGUCUCCUCACUAUUUCCGGACAGGCCGAAGUGAAGGAUCCUCGCUGAAGAAAGAGGACUGCAAAGGAGAGGAUCUGAAAGGAUCUGGCUCACUCUCCCAAAACAGCAGCAGCUCUGGCACGGGGAGGGCCUCGGAAGGUGACUGCAGUCCAGAGGAGAGAAACUCCGUCACUGCAAAACUUCUCCUGGAAAAGGUUCAAUCCAGGAAGGUCGAGAAGAAGCCCUGCGUCACUGACGAGAUGCUGGCAGGGGCAAGCAAAGUGGGCAUAAAGCUCAAAGAUCCUCCCCAGGGCUACUUUGGCCCGAAACUUCCUCCUUCCUUAGGCAACAAACCCGUUCUCCCCUUAAUUGGGAAACUGCCAACCGUUCGAAAACCAAACGCCAAAAGAUACGAAGAGUCUGGCUUGGAGAGGGGCGAGGAGCAAGAGCUGUCGGAUUCUGAGGAUGUUUCCCAAGGCAUCGAGGAGGCUCAGUUGGCCGGCCAGUCUCUCCUGGAAGAAGUGGUGAUGGUAAUUCAGGACAAACCUCUGGAUGAGCAGAAACGUGAUGAACCUGCCGUGGAAAUGCCGUCCAUUCCCCUGGAAGCACCGGCACUCCCUGAGUGCUUUGGUUCUGGAGAUCUGGUCAUGCCGCACAACUUCCUCUCAGAUCCGAGCGAUGGCGAUGGGCUAGAACCUAUGGACGGGGGCAACCAGCCGGUCCCAGUGGAAACCAGUAUGAUGCCCUUAGUUCCAGAUGUCGAGCACUUUCCUGGCUACGUGCCUCAGAGCGGGGAGCCGAGCAUCGAAGGGGAUCGGGAAGGAGGAGAAGAUUCCUCUCUAGCACCACUCGAGAGCCAACCGAUCACUUUUACACCCGAAGAAAUGGAGAAAUACAGUAAGCUGCAGCAAGCUGCUCAGCAGCACAUUCAGCAGCAACUUCUGGCAAAGCAGGUCAAGGCCUUUCCUGCCUCGGCGGCCCUGGCGCCGGCAGCGCCUGCCCUGCAGCCCAUCCACAUUCAGCAGCCGGCGGCGGCAUCCGCAACCUCCAUCACCACCGUGCAGCAUGCCAUCCUGCAGCACCACGCCGCCGCGGCUGCCGCCGCCAUCGGGAUUCACCCUCACCCCCAUCCUCAGCCUCUCGCUCAGGUUCAUCAUAUACCCCAGCCCCACUUGACACCUAUUUCAUUAUCCCACUUGACCCACUCGAUUAUUCCAGGGCACCCUGCUACGUUUCUAGCCAGCCACCCCAUCCACAUCAUUCCGGCGUCAGCUAUCCACCCGGGCCCCUUUACUUUUCAUCCGGUUCCUCACGCUCUUUAUCCAACCCUUCUUGCCCCGAGACCCGCUGCCGCUGCGGCCGCUACAGCGUUACAUCUUCACCCUUUGCUGCACCCCAUUUUCUCAGGACAGGACUUGCAGCAUCCACCCAGUCACGGCACAUGAAGGACAAAAUGAAGUAACCUUGGAGGAAAGAGAAUAUUUUGCAUUUUGGGAAGGGGUUGAAGUUGAUCCAGCUGGCAGGUGAGGCCUGAGAAUUUCCUUUCACUCUUUAGCAGCCAAAGAAGCCAAAGGCUCGAGGGCUGGGUAGCAGCAGGCGGCGGGUCAGUUCGUAAGCGUUGUGUAUAUCCGCUACCAGGGACUGUCUCACGUCCCCGACACCUCCGUGCACGUAGCAGCACUGUAUCCUAGAAGAAUCAUUUCACGUGUAGACCAGCGAGACACUUAGGCUUUUUUUCCCCCUGGAUUCUUACACUUGGUCAUCUUCCUUCUGCCACCUUGUAUAUGAUAAAUGAGAUUUCAUACACACUAAUAGGUCUCUAAAAAUCCUUUUAAUGAGGUCAUCUAAUUAAAAUAGUCAGCAUGAUUGAAUCCAGCUUGUAAUCAGUGACAAAACAUUCAGUAACUGACAGCUGUGGAUCCUGGCGAGGAGACUGAUGGAAGGGCAGUGCCACUCUUGUUUUGGCUGGGCCAGUACCAGUUUUCAGGCAUUACAGGAGAUUUCUUGGCACCCUAUUGCUGCACACUUGGGGUUUCUUUUCUCGGUGUGAGCAGCAAAGGUGGAAGUAAGAUCUUAUUUUAAAGCCCAAGAGAGGAGCUGCGCGUCUGCUCAGAGCUCCGACCCUUCUCCAUCCUGCAUUAGCAUUCUCCUGGGCGAGGACUGCACCUUGACGCCUUCUGGAUAUCCUGGACUGGAGAGAGGUUCUCGGUUUGGUCGGUGAUUUCAAUCUGGGCUUUGACCACUCUUCUCCUGGGGUGGGGGGGAAUAUCACUCUGACUUCCGUCUUUUGCGGUGUUGGGAAAGAGGCACUCGGAUGAGAGAGAGAAGGAAAAUCCCUUUAGGAAUUGAAGCAAUACAGAGGACUGGGGAGAGUGGCCGGGGUAUGUAAAGUGUAUUCUUUCCUCUGUAAUACUGAUGGUUUCCUUAUUAAUUUAUAGGAUUUUUUUUUUUAAUGUAAAGAAUUGCACUGAACUCUGUAAACAAAGAUGCUGCUUUUUGUAGCUCAUAUAAAAAGGUUAAAUUUGUAGUAUACUGCAAUAAUAUUUUUUACAGCCAGUUCUUUUAGUGGUACUUGUUCUGGUGGCUUUUGUGUAAAUAUGUUUGCUGUAGGUGAAAUAAGACACUUGUAAAGGUUCAACUUUAUAGUUUCAGCUAGAUGCAAAAUGACUAAGCAUGUAUAUUUUAUCAAGCUCAUGUAUUUUUGAAGUUUUUAUGUACUAUAAAAUGUAAAAAAAAAAAAUCUUCAUUUAGCAUUUUGCAGAAGAAAAAAAAAAAAGUGAGACUUGGACUAGGUGAGGUGCGUGGACGACACCGGUGACUCUAACAGCUAAUGAACGGCAUCGCAUUGGAAGGCGGCGGUGGCUGCCGGCUUUGCGGAGGGAAGCAGCCCGGGCACGCUGCGUGCUCCUCGUCUUUGCUUAAGCAGCUGCUUAUAGGAAUCGACACUGGAGGCAGUCUCAGGAGCGUCAGGAAUUUGGGUUGUCUCCCAGAGUAUAAAAUAUCCCUUUCUUUUUUUUUCUUUUUCUUUUUUUCCCCCUGGGUUUGAACCGGUGAUUUGCCGGUGCCAGCCCAGCUGUGCAGUUCAGUACAGUCUUGUGGUGAAGGAAGAGCCUUUUAACCGUAACCGUGUGCCAUCUUACACGCAGGGAGAGGUGGUUUAGGACUAAUCCCUUGAGGCUGUGCCUGCCUGUGAUGUUCCAUAAGGGAUUUCUCUGUUCUUUCUGGCAUCAUCCACUGGCUGCAGAGAACGCUACCUGUGGGAGGCUUCUCCAUCCACGAGCUCUUCCCGUGGCACUGGCACGAGUUGCUGCUGUCCCCGCUGACCUGGGUUUAUUUCAGGUUCAGGUCCUCCUCGUGUUAGAGCGGUUCCGGGGGCACCUUACGGCGCUUUGUAGGGCCUGAUUUCAGAGCAGGCAGGCAGACCUGCUCCUACCUGCCAAACCAGGCAGGAGCAGGCAGCAAGGGGCUGCGGAGCACGUGCCGGCUGCCCGGCGUCCCCUUUCCCCGUCCUCUCCCGAAGCGCAGCACCGAGAGCUGGGGCGGGGUGGGGGGGACACAGAGAUUUCAAAGAACCGAAAACUUGAGCUUCCUCACUCUUUAAACGAGAAACGUUGCGUUUGAGCAGGUCGGACUGAAAUACAACAGUCAAAAAAAGGGACUCAAUUUCUCUGUAAAUAAUUAACAGAAUACAGUAUUAAUGUCUCAAUGCUGAACUUCAUUAGCUUCUAGAUUCAACAUGCGUGUUCUGGCACCCUUCACGCUGCAGUCAGGGGUUUUUUGACUUCCAGAAUAGUGCUAAAAAUAAUUAACCUAUCAUUACUUAACAAGCAUAAACAGACUGUAUUUAACUUUGUCACAUAAGAUAUAUAUAUAAAUAUAUAUAUAUGCUGUAAAAUGAGGGGAAAAAAACCUUUCUAAUAAACCAAUG
Messenger RNA from Aptenodytes forsteri (emperor penguin), 6935 nucleotides. It is a transcript of the gene GPATCH8, whose product is annotated as G-patch domain containing 8. The transcript is spliced from 8 exons. The coding region runs from base 214 to 4452 and encodes 1412 amino acids. The record is from RefSeq and is a predicted model, not a curated record. Gene Ontology annotation, cellular component: nucleus. Lineage: Eukaryota; Metazoa; Chordata; Aves; Sphenisciformes; Spheniscidae.